Messenger RNA from Colletotrichum orchidophilum, 504 nucleotides. RefSeq lists its product as uncharacterized. The transcript has 3 exons. Lineage: Eukaryota; Fungi; Ascomycota; Sordariomycetes; Glomerellales; Glomerellaceae. The record is from RefSeq and is a predicted model, not a curated record. The coding region runs from base 1 to 504 and encodes 167 amino acids.
AUGCAUCACAACACAUCUAUCAUGAUUGAAUUGAAGGAAAUCUGUGUAUCAGGACGUUGCGGGCUUUGUCGUUUCGAACUUCAACUUGGCAACAAAAUUAUUGCCAUACGGCGAUCCGACACUGAACAAUCUCAAACCUAUGAGUAUAGCAUUCUGGGCUUCAUUGACAUUGCUCUGGGCAUCGAUAUCACAUCCGGUGCAAAAUUGGCCAAGAUUCUCGAUGUGACAUCACCUGUAUUCGAGCCCUCGCCGUUGACAGACAAACGACGUCUACUCUGGCUCCAGUCCUGGCUUGCUCCGAUCGUGGAAAGGGAGACUCGAUAUCUACCCAAUGAUAUUAGCCAUGAUAUUGCCGUCAUGGCCCUCAACCAACAAAUGGCACGCUGUUGGGCUGUUGAGUAUGCGAUACAAAGCUGCGCCGAGACGAGAAGCGAAGCCAUAAAAGUACCGACCCUAGGGAAGAUUUACGCUCAAUAUGUCGAAUUUGAGGGUAUCCGUGCUUGA